This is a messenger RNA of Fusarium keratoplasticum, 2049 nucleotides long. RefSeq names its product HET domain-containing protein. The transcript has a single exon. The coding region runs from base 1 to 2049 and encodes 682 amino acids. The record is from RefSeq and is a predicted model, not a curated record. Lineage: Eukaryota; Fungi; Ascomycota; Sordariomycetes; Hypocreales; Nectriaceae.
AUGUAUUUGCUUUACUGCAGCUGGGACGAAUCCUCCGCUGACCUGUCGAUAUCGCUCAAGUCAUGCACUGGAAGCAUCCCGAAGUACGCGAUCCUCUCCCAUCGAUGGGCCGCAAACCCCCAAGACGAAGUCACCUUUGAAGACAUGACUAUGCGCACUGAGACAGCUAAGGGGAAGAGUGGCUUCAAAAAGAUUAGAGGAUGUUGUGCACAGGCGUUGCGAGACGGUCUUCACUGGGUCUGGAUCGACACUUGCUGUAUCGACAAGAGAAACAGCGCAGAGCUUUCCGAGGCCAUCAACUCGAUGUAUAGUUGGUACGAAAAGUCUGAGAUAUGCUAUGCAUACUUGGAGGAUGUCUCCAGCCUGGCGGUCAACGGAAAAGAAUUCAGAAAAAGCAGCUGGUUCACGAGGGGAUGGACCCUGCAGGAACUCAUUGCUCCAGCCGAGGUGGAAUUCUUCACCAACAACUGGGUCAAGAUCGGGGCCAAGUCAGGUUUGGCCUCUACUCUCGCCAAAAUCACAGGGGUAGCUAAAUCUGCCCUCGUCAAUGGCGUACACGCAUACAAGGCCAGUGUUGCAGAAAAUAUGUCUUGGGGGGCGCAUAGGAAAACGACGAGGGCCGAAGAUCGGGCAUACUCGCUCAUGGGGAUUUUCGGAGUCAACAUGCCAACCUUAUAUGGCGAAGGCCAUCGCGCCUUCGCAAGGCUCCAGCACGAAAUCAUGCGGAUAUCCCACGACCACAGUAUUUUUGCCUGGCAGAGGAAGAGCCUAACGGCCGGGUUGUUGGCUGAGUCGCCCGAUGAGUUCGCCCACUCCUAUGCUUGCCGUCCCGCCGACUACCGGGCAUUCACCAAGACCUUUGCAAUUUCGAAGGCGAAACCCGACUUCGCCAUGACAAACUUCGGGUUGCAUAUUCAGCUGCCGCUGACACCCAUAUCAGGAUUAGACGGGUACUACGUUGCCUAUCUGGCAUGCACUGCUUCCGAUCAGAGACGGGCGCGCAUACAGGACUGGGGUUCCAGAUUCACGCACCAAGAAUGGGAGUACGGAGAUGACGAGUGGGUCGCGAUAUUCCUGCAUCGUCAGCCAGGAGGAUUUCCUGGGCAAUUCACCAGAACUAGUUUCCGGAACUACAUGCUUGGACGCGGGAUCGUUCCUACUGUGAAAUACGAAUCAGAGCCCAUCUGGGUGUCGUUGAAUGAUGACAUCUCGCCCCUCCUAUGGAAGUCUUCAGGGCCACAGAUUUCUCCUUUCCUACAACUGCCAUCUUUCAGACCAGAUCGCGAAGACAUAUUGACUAUCAUUAUGGAACAGCGAUUCCGGCACAUCACCAUUCUCAACGUAUGUCCGAGUGAGGCGUUCUCCGGUGCUAACGAGGUUUCGCUAAAAAGAUUUGGCGACGCUCACGAAUGGCUCGCCGUCAUGGUCGUUCAAAACGAAAGGGGGAAGGACCGCAUGAUAGUUGCCUUCUGGGUAGAUCAAGAUCACCUUAUUGCUGGGUAUGGCACGGCCCUGGAUAGCGACGAUGCCGACACAUUGCACACCAGGUUUUUGACGACAGGCUGUACGCUUAGCGAAGGCUUGGUCACGAUCCCGGUUGGCACCCCGGGAGAAUCCUUCAAUAAUAAGGACGGCUUUUUCGUAUCACUGGAAUGCGUGGGAGCACUGGCGUACCGCUUCGUUCUUGGGCCUGGUAUGCGUGAUGGAAGAAUCGACUUUCAUGCAGGAAUGGGAAUCCAGAUUAAUGGAGAAUGUAAAGUGUGGCUAGGGGGUGCUAGACCAGUGUCCAAAUCCCCAUCCGAAGCUUUUUUUGAGCUGUACUCGAGCCCUAGGCCAGCGCCUGCCAACUACGGCUGUCUUCCAGUAGCAUCUCAUGGGAUACAGGAGCGCCAAAGACAACCUAAUACAACGUAUGCCCUGCCACCAGGAAGCCAUUGGGUGGGCUCUGGGAUCUAUGGGCUUCCACAGGGUCGUCAACCACCUCAAAGCUAUGAAUUGCAACAUGACCCUAUCCCACCUGAGAUGGAAGGAAGCCCCCCAGAUUAUUAG